AUGGCCCUUCCCCAGCUCCUCGGGAUGUGUCUGCUCCUCGCAGGCACCCACGGUCUUGACAAUGGUGACAUGAGGCUGGUGGACGGAGGUGAGGACAACCAGGGCCGAGUAGAGAUCUUCUACAGAGGCCAGUGGGGGACCGUAUGUGACAACAACUGGGACUUAAUCGAUGCCGGCGUGGUCUGCCGCGCCCUGGGCUUCCAGAACGCUACCCAGGCUCUGGGCGGUGCCGCCUUCGGGCAAGGAAGAGGCCCUGUCAUGCUGGACAAGGUGCAGUGCACAGGGACCGAGCUGUCACUGGCCCAGUGCAGGUCCUUGGGCUGGCUCCAGAGCCGCUGUGGACAUGAGAAGGACGCCAGUGUGGUCUGCACCAAUGAAACUGGAAGUGACCCAGUCGUCUACACCCUUGACCUCUCCAGUGAGCUGGGGGAGGUGCUGGGAGGAAUCUUCGACAGUCAGCAGAGCUGUGACCUGGCCAUCCAGGUGCACGCUGGCGGGAAGGAGGUCCUGCAGGUCUGCGCCCACACCCUCAUCCUCUCCAGCAACCCCGAGGCCCAGGUCCUGCUCAGGGGGACAGGCAGCAGUGUCACCAUUGCGGUGGACACCGAAUGCCUGCCUGUGGUCUCAGAAUUCAUCAGGUACCUGUACUCCCGGAGGCUGGAUGUGACCCUGUCCUCGGUCAAGUGCUUCCACCUACUCGCCUCCACCCACGGGGCCCAGCAGCUGCAGGACUACUGUGCACACCUCUUUGCCGUGCUCCUCCCCCAAGACCCCUCCUUCAGGACCACCCUGGACCUCCACGCCUACGCACAGGCCACCAGCGACACCCUGCUAGCAGCGCUCUGUGAGCAGUUCCUGGCAUGGAACCUGGAGGCGUUGACACAGUCCGAGGCCUGGCCCAGUGUGCCCCCUGCCCUGCUCCGCUCGCUGCUCUCCAGGAGCGACCUGGCUGUGUCCAGUGAGCGGGCCCUGCUGAUGGCCGUGGACCUCUGGGGCCAGGAGACCCGCACCUCCCGCUCGGUGAUGGCGGGUCUCCUCCAGGACAUCCGGUUCCCCAUGAUCCUGCCGUCCGACCUCUUUGAGCUCCAGUUCAACCUGUCCCUGCUCCGCAGGCACGGGGCAUUCUUCCAGGAGAAGGUGCAGCAAGCCCUGGAGUUCCACACGGUGCCCUUGCAGCUGCUGGUCCGGCACUGGGGCCUGAACCUCACCCAGGACGCGUACCAACCGCGGCUCUACACGGCACCCACCUGGAGCGGCUCCGUCUCGGGGUCCCGCCAGGUAUCCCAGAAGGCAGAUCCAUACUCAUCCACAUACUAUUACGGCAGAAGUUAUACCCAAGCCCCCUCUGCCUACGGCUAUUACCCCUCUGUGUCCUUCUGGACACCCCAGCACCCCAGCUUCCUCUUCCAAUCCACACGCCUGUCCUGGUCACUCUUCUACCUGCCCACCGUCCAGAGCUGCUGGAAUUACGGCUUUUCGUGCUCGUCUGACGAGCUCCCAGCCCUGGGACUGACCAGUUCCAGCUACCCCAACCAGGCCAUCGGCUAUGAGAACAAAGCCCUUGUACUGUGCAGUGGCAAUAUUGUGGUGGGCGUCACCGACUUCAAGGACAAGAAGGCCCCGAUCCCCCACGCUCAGGGCAACUCCAGCAACGCCUCCUUCUUCCCCUGCCCUGUGGGUUUCUCCAGUAGCUUCCGGGCCGCCAUCCGACCGUUCUACCUGACCAACUCCUCAGACAUCUAUUAG
Molecule: messenger RNA, 1746 nt
Organism: Chrysochloris asiatica (Cape golden mole)
Lineage: Eukaryota; Metazoa; Chordata; Mammalia; Afrosoricida; Chrysochloridae
Gene: LGALS3BP
Product: lectin, galactoside-binding, soluble, 3 binding protein
Exons: 5
Coding region: 1-1746 (581 amino acids)
Cellular component (GO): extracellular matrix; membrane
Molecular function (GO): protein binding
Source: RefSeq, a predicted model, not a curated record